AUACCCACGAUGCAGUUUUACGGUUCAACGCUGCACCCACAGAGGGAUACGAGAGAGACGUUGGAAACAAAACCACUAUUCGCAUCAUCAACUCACAGAUUUUAGACAACCCUCGACACCAGUUCAACUCAAGCUCGAUCUACAAGAAUGUGACUUUGGUGGCCUGGGACCCUGCACCUUAUACUGUCAACCUACACAAGUGGUAUGCCAGUCCGGACUACAAUUUGUUCGGCCCGUACGUGGAGCACCGCAAGCUCCACCCCGACCAGCCCUUCUACAUCCUCCACCCCAAAUAUGUGUGGAGACUUUGGGAUGUGAUACAGGGCAACACUCAGGAGAACAUCCAGCCCAAUCCUCCCUCGUCUGGCUUCAUAG
Molecule: messenger RNA, 375 nt
Organism: Labrus bergylta (ballan wrasse)
Lineage: Eukaryota; Metazoa; Chordata; Actinopteri; Labriformes; Labridae
Source: RefSeq, a predicted model, not a curated record